Messenger RNA from Peniophora sp. CBMAI 1063, 1614 nucleotides. The record is from the annotation of a GenBank genome assembly. Lineage: Eukaryota; Fungi; Basidiomycota; Agaricomycetes; Russulales; Peniophoraceae.
AUGCCGCGGGCUUUGAAGACCAAGUCUAAGGCGACUGCCGACAAACGCCUUCAACAAAAAUCCCUCUUCGAUUUCGCAGGCGGCUCGAACACGGCUAAACCUGCGGCGUCUUCGUCGAGGGCAGCUAUGCCAUCCAAAUCCUCUCCCAUCCGUCCUCGCAACACCCCAAUGAAACGCAAACGACGGCGCGCCGCUUCUGUUGACUCUGAUGAGCAAGGGUCUAGCAGCGACGUCGCGGCAAUUCAUUUUGAACCCCGGCCACCUAUUGAAUUAUCUGAUAGCGAUGACGAGCGACCUCCACGACGGCUUCAUAAGAAGAAGGAGAUAAAUGUGUCCUCUUCUGCUGACUACAAUGCUCGGGAUUCCGACUCUGACAUGGAUGAUGUGCCCUCCCCUAGAAAGAAAAGGCUGGUGAAAAGGUCGACGGUGACUACGCUCUCGGACUCGUCGGAUAAUGAGGAACAUGAGCCAGCCCCAAAGCGCCGUAAACUAGCGAAAGGGAAGAGGCCGACCGUAUCAGAGCUGUCAGAUGAUAGUGGCGACGAAGUGGAUGAAGCGCAAAUCCUCGAAUCUCGGCUGCGAAAGCGGGGAAAGAAGUCGAGCUUUCAGAAAAACUUGGAGAAAUUGAAGAAAAGGAGAGGUGGUCAGACAGCUGAGACUUCGUCUGAGGAGGAAGAGGAAGAGAGCGAAGGUGAAGAUAAGGACGAGGAAGACGAGCCCGUGCCAUUCUUUGGCGCUCGACGCGAUGGGACCGAAGACAUAGAAGAAGAGGGCACCAGUCACCAAUCCCGCGAGGACGAGGACGACUUCAUCGUCGAGGAUGACGCUGCGACAACGAACCUCCCCGCGGAGUUCAGCAUGGCUGCGCGUCAAGACCCUGCCCACCUGUUCAAGAUUGUCUGCCAGCUUUUCGUCCAUCUAGCCGUGCGCCCCGCACGAGAGCGCCAUAACUACAUGCAGCAAAUUCUCAAAGGAGACGGUCAAAACGAGGAAUACUUUGCAGUCCCACUCGUCAUGACGCGCAAUAAGCUCUCCGGUCUACGCGAUUCCGUUGCAUCCUCGGUUUGGCGUCCCGGUCUCAAGAAAGCAUUAUUGGCUUUGCCAGACUUCACCCUGUCGCAUCUGGAUUUUGCCGUUCCUCAUUGUGAUGCAUGCCAUCUCGGCGGGCGCAUGUCCACCUUCCUGGGGCGUGCGAGUGGACAACCUUACGAUCGAGAUUCUUUUGAGCCCAUUAAGAAGUCUAGUGACGACGAAGAGUCGAGCGGCGACGACGAUGAGGACGAAGAUGCAGAUGAAGUCAAAGAGUUCAACCUCGGUCGUUUCUGCGCCGCAAGAGUACAGGUCUUUCACCGGUUCUCGCACUGGGAGUAUACGCUAUUCGAAGCGAUCAAGUCGGAACUCGACCACCUUCGUGGCGGUGGUAACUUUGUGAGAGUCGGCUUUUGGAAAGGAUUGCAGCCACCCGAGGACCUUGCGGACGCGGACGGCGUCAUGGACUGGCUUGAUCAGCGCGGGUUCAUUCAGAUGGAAUGGCAGCGCAUCAAGGACAUGAUGAGUAGUGCGAGCAGGCUUGAGGGCGGCCGGGAGGAUGAUCAAGACCUUGAUUUGAGCUGA